Molecule: messenger RNA, 1234 nt
Organism: Sphaeroforma arctica JP610
Lineage: Eukaryota; Ichthyosporea; Ichthyophonida
Product: septum-promoting GTP-binding protein 1
Exons: 6
Coding region: 155-772 (205 amino acids)
Molecular function (GO): GTP binding; GTPase activity
Source: RefSeq, a predicted model, not a curated record
UCAAAAUUGGAUCAAUUGAAAACUUCAUACAUAUCUUCCAUGGUUGAUUACAGUCUACUUUUACAGUUUCAGCCUCGUUUUCAAAUUCACAAUAGACUCUUUCUAGUCAACGAAAGCAUAUAGUGCAAAUCGUGUAAUAAUAUAUAUUGAAACCAUGUCCGCUCCAAGUGGUCCUAAUGCUACCGGUUCAGCCCAGAAAAGGAAUAAUGUCAUCGUAAAGGUAGGCAUGCUUGGUGAUGCACAGACUGGUAAAACCACCUUGAUGGUGAAGUAUGUGGAGGGAUCUUUUGAUGAGGACUAUAUACAAACACUAGGGGUGAACUUCAUGGAGAAAUCAAUCACCAUACAACAGACGGAGAUCACCUUUGCUAUCUGGGACUUGGGGGGUCAGAGAGAGUUCAUCAACAUGCUGCCACUAGUAUGCAACGAUGCAGUAGCGAUACUCUUCAUCUUCGAUCUGUCACGGAAGCAAACGCUAAAUAGCAUCAAAGAAUGGUACAGACAGGCACGAGGAUUUAACAAGACUGCGAUACCCUUUCUGGUGGGGACCAAAUACGAUGUGUACAACGAACUGUCACAAAAGGAACAACAAGAUAUAUAUAACCGGGCAAAAAAAUACUCGGACGCCAUGAAAGCUCCGCUGAUAUUCUGCUCGUCAUCGCACUCGAUCAACGUCCAGAAAAUAUUCAAGAUCGUGCUAGCCAAGGCCUUUGACUUAAGAUGCACCAUCGAACAAGUCACGGACGUGGGCGACCCCUUAAUCAUCUACUAGCUGCCAUAGAGUAUAUCUUCACCAUUAUACAACGGAACACUCAGCAAUACACUCGAGAAGGGAGAUCCCGUGGUCGGCUGCGCUCUCACAGGUGCACACAACAUAUAUGCACGUGCACUGUGUGCGUGUGUGGUGUUAAGUGCGCGUCUGCCUCGGAAUGGGAGAUUGUAUCUUCACCGUAGAAUGACCAGGUCACCCAAGUGCCCGCGAUUUGGGGCCAUUCUGCACCGGACAUCCUGUGAUGCUUUAUAAUGCACUUGGCGUUAACGGUUGGAGUUGCAUGCAGUGGAGACAUGCGUGAUAGCCCUAAACGUACAACGCACGGGUGUCAUAUUAUUGUAUACUGUAUUGGAAUCAACAUUGCCCGUUACUAUAGAUAUCCCCCAGCCCCAGACCGCCUCGAGUAUUGUCAGCGACUUAAACUGCACAAACAACCAUCCAUAAAAGCAAUGCACAAAUAAC